Molecule: messenger RNA, 1773 nt
Organism: Microdochium trichocladiopsis
Lineage: Eukaryota; Fungi; Ascomycota; Sordariomycetes; Xylariales; Microdochiaceae
Product: chaperonin GroL
Exons: 3
Coding region: 1-1773 (590 amino acids)
Biological process (GO): apoptotic mitochondrial changes; mitochondrial unfolded protein response; protein refolding
Cellular component (GO): mitochondrial matrix; mitochondrial inner membrane
Molecular function (GO): ATP binding; ATP-dependent protein folding chaperone; protein-folding chaperone binding
Source: RefSeq, a predicted model, not a curated record
AUGCAGCGUGCUCUCUCCUCCCGCGCCCGGGCGUCCGUUCUCUCCACUGCCACGGCCAACAAGUACCGUGCCGGUGCUGGUCUGUCCCAGCAGCUCAGAUUCGCUCACAAGGAGCUUCGCUUCGGUGUUGAAGGCCGCGCCGCCCUGCUGAAGGGUGUUGAGACCCUCGCCAAGGCCGUUGCCACGACCCUCGGUCCCAAGGGACGCAAUGUCCUGAUCGAGUCGAGCUACGGCUCCCCGAAGAUCACGAAGGAUGGUGUCACCGUGGCCAAGGCCAUCAGCCUUCAGGACAAGUUCGAGAACCUCGGUGCCCGACUUCUCCAGGACGUCGCCUCGAAAACCAACGAGUCUGCCGGUGACGGCACCACCUCCGCCACUGUCCUCGCCCGCGCCAUCUUCUCAGAGACCGUGAAGAAUGUCGCUGCUGGUUGCAACCCCAUGGACCUGCGCCGCGGCACACAGGCUGCCGUGGAUGCCGUCGUCGAGUACCUCCAGGCCAACAAGAGGGACAUCACCACCAGCGAGGAGAUCGCCCAGGUCGCCACCAUCAGUGCCAACGGCGACACUCACAUCGGUGCCCUGAUCGCCAACGCCAUGGAGAAAGUUGGAAAGGAGGGUGUCAUCACCGUCAAGGAGGGUAAGACCGUCAACGAUGAGCUCGAGGUUACCGAGGGUAUGCGCUUCGACCGCGGCUUUGUCUCCCCAUACUUCAUCACCGACACCAAGUCCCAGAAGGUCGAGUUCGAGAAGCCUUUGAUCCUCCUGUCCGAGAAGAAGAUCUCUGCUGUCCAGGACAUCAUCCCCGCUCUCGAGGCGUCUACUCAGCAGCGCCGCCCGCUCGUAAUCAUUGCCGAGGACAUUGAUGGUGAGGCUCUGGCUGUCUGCAUUCUCAACAAGCUCCGUGGACAGCUCCAGGUUGCUGCUGUCAAGGCCCCCGGCUUUGGCGAUAACCGCAAGUCUAUCCUCGGCGAUAUCGCCGUGCUCACCAAUGGUACCGUCUUCACCGAUGAGCUUGAUAUCAAGCUGGAGAAGGCCACCCCCGACCUGCUCGGUUCCACCGGCUCCAUUACCAUCACCAAGGAGGACACCAUCAUCCUCAACGGCGAGGGCAGCAAGGAUGCCAUUACCCAGCGCUGCGAGCAGAUUCGUGGUGUCAUGGCUGACCCCACGACCUCCGACUACGAGAAGGAGAAGCUUCAGGAGCGUCUCGCCAAGCUUUCUGGCGGCGUCGCCGUCAUCAAGGUCGGCGGCUCUUCCGAGGUCGAGGUCGGCGAGAAGAAGGACCGCUUCGUGGACGCUCUGAACGCCACCCGCGCAGCCGUUGAGGAGGGCAUUCUCCCCGGUGGUGGUACCGCUCUCAUCAAGGCGUCCGUCCACGCUCUCAAGAACGUCAAGUCUGCCAACUUUGACCAGCAGCUUGGUGUCAGCAUUGUCAAGAACGCCAUUACCCGUCCCGCCAAGACCAUUGUUGAGAACGCCGGCCUCGAAGGCUCUGUUGUUGUUGGCAAGCUCCAGGACGAGUUUGCUAAUGACUUCAACAAGGGCUUCGACAGCUCCAAGGGCGAGUACGUCGACAUGAUCCAGGCCGGUAUCCUUGACCCCCUCAAGGUUGUCCGCACUGGCCUUCGGGAUGCCAGCGGAGUUGCCUCUCUGCUUGGUACUACCGAGGUCGCCAUUGUCGAGGCUGCCGAGGAGAAGGGCCCUGCCGGCAUGGGCGGCAUGGGUGGUAUGGGUGGCAUGGGCGGUAUGGGCGGUAUGGGCGGCAUGAUGUAA